This is a messenger RNA of Schistocerca serialis cubense, 1694 nucleotides long. Its product is annotated as UDP-glycosyltransferase UGT5-like. NCBI's taxonomy places the organism in Eukaryota, Metazoa, Arthropoda, Insecta, Orthoptera, Acrididae. Gene Ontology annotation, molecular function: UDP-glycosyltransferase activity. The record is from RefSeq and is a predicted model, not a curated record. The transcript is spliced from 5 exons. Bases 1 to 1590 code for a protein of 529 amino acids.
AUGGCGCCAAGUCAAACAAAGGCGGUGGUAGCCGUGCUGUUGCUGCUAAUGCGCCUGCCGGAGGCUGCACGUGCGGCGAACGUGCUGGUGGUGUUCCCCAUGGGGGCACGCAGCCACUGGAACCUGGGUCGUGCCAUAGCCAUGGGCCUUCACGCGCAAGGUCACCACAUCACUGCCGUCACGCCCUUCUCUGGACAGGGGCCACCCACCAACUGGACCGACGUCCCCUUACCCAACCUCAUACACUUCUUUGGCCAUACGUCAGGCUUAUUUGAUCUCGGAAAGACAAACGAUUUUCAAAUGUUCGUUGAACUGGUCAACUACGGAGUAAACUCGUGCGAGGUCUACCUUCAAGAUGAAAACUUUAAGCGGCUGCUCAAAUCUGGUGACAAGUUCGACGUCAUGAUCAUGGAAGAAUUCUUCUGCGAGUGCCUCCUGCCCCUGGCACACAAAUUCGAUAUUCCCGUCAUAGGAUUCACCACGUUCGCGCCGAGUGCGUGGCAAGGUGACAUUGUCGGAAAUCCAAGUCCAUAUUCUUACGUACCUGACACGUUUCUUACUUACACCGAUCACAUGACUUUCUUCGAGAGAUUGCACAACACCUUGUACGUAUUGUUCUGUAAGGUGAUCCGCGAGAUGUACAUGAUGCCCAGGCAGGAAGCCCUGGUGCAGAAGUACUUGCCCGAUCUGAAGAUGCCCAGUCUAUUCGAGAUGGAAAAGAGGACUUCCAUGGUGCUCACCAACAGCCACUUUAGUCUGUUCUACCCGAAACCGCUUGUACCUGCCAUGGUCGAAGUUGGGGGGAUGCAUGUCAGUCUACCGAAAAAGCUGCCACAGGACCUGCAGGAAUUUCUCGACGGUGCGAAAGACGGAGCAAUACUCUUCAGCAUGGGAUCGAACCUAAAAAGUGCUGAUCUUCCUGAGGAGAAGAGACUGGCUAUUGUGGAGACAUUCUCGAAGCUCAAGCAACGUGUUCUCUUCAAAUGGGAGGCAGAAACGUUUCCAGGGAAACCGACUAACAUGAAAGUUGGGAAGUGGCUGCCACAAUCUGAUAUACUGGCGCACAAGAACGUAAGACUCUUCAUAACACACGGCGGCCUGCUAAGUACGCUCGAAGCUAUGUAUCAUGGUGUACCAGUGAUCGGUAUUCCUAUAUUUUGUGAUCAAGAACUCAACAUGCUUCAAGCGGAAGCCAAAGGAUACGGGCUAAAACUCCACUUUAGCAAUAUCACGUCGGAUACAUUCUCUUGGACAAUCUCGGAAGUGCUCAAUAAUUCACGAUACAAGAAGAGAGCCCAGGAGCUGUCACGGCUGUUCCAUGACAGGCCCCGCACGCCCCUGGAGGAGGUGGUGUACUGGACGGAGUACGUGGUGCGCCACAAGGGAGCGCCACACAUGAGGUCAGCAUCGCUGGACCUGGCGUGGUACCAGCUGUGCCUACUAGAUGUCGUCGGUGCUGUGGCAGCCGCCGCUGCACUGGCGCUCUGGAUUCUGGUGGUCGUGCUCAGAACUCUGUUCAGGCUGCUCGGCGUCAGUGGGCCAAAAACAACUGCGAAGGGUUCCACGACUAAAUCAAAGAAACUUGCGUAACACCGAAAAUAAAGUUUUAACUUGUACAAAUACAGUAUUGUUGUAGUUACGAAGAAUUAUUUUGUACUUACUGUACAGUAAAUGUUUAGUAUUUAUUUUACUGA